UAGGAUUUCAAACAACCAAUAUUGUUAAAUAUCCUCACUGCCGAAUCAAAAUGUCGCAAAGUGAAGCUGUGUGGCAGUCGAUUGCUCGACGAAAGAAGCAGGAGCAAUCGAACCUGAUCCCCAAAGACUGGACGCCCAAGACUCGGCCAACAGCCAACCGCAAUGAUGUACUAGCCGUACCUCGAGAAUGCGGUCUUCUGAGCGACCAAGAGAUUCAGAUUACAGAGAAUCAUGAUGCUACAACUUUGGUCAAAGAACUUGCAGCGAGAAGAUUGAAGAGCGUCGAUGUUGUCACUGCAUUCUGCAAGCGAGCGGCAAUUGCUCAACAAUUGACCAGCUGUCUUACCGAGAUCAUGUUCGGAGAAGCUAUCGUCAGGGCAAAACAGCUGGAUGAACACCUCGAGCGGACGGGCAAACCCAUUGGACCUCUACACGGCCUACCCAUAUCUGUCAAAGACUCCUUCAAGAUUGUGGGCAAAGAUGCGUCCAUCGGUUAUGCGUCACUAUGCUUCAAGCCCGCAGAGACCAAUUCGGCAUUGGUGGAAAUGUUGCUUCAAGCUGGAGCUGUUAUCCACUGCAAGACCAACAUCCCACUUACGCUCCAAGCGUUGGACUCGCACAACAACGUCUUCGGCCGUGUGCUAAAUCCUGCAAACUUGAAACUCACUGCUGGCGGUAGUUCAGGUGGAGAAGGUGCACUUGUCGCAAUGCGCGGUAGUGUGCUGGGAGUGGGCACAGACGUGGGAGGAAGCAUUCGCAUACCGGCUAUGUGCAAUGGACUUGUGGGCGUCAAGCCUAGCCAUGGGCGCAUACCUUAUAGCGGACAAGAGAACGGUAGCUUGCCGGGCACGGAAGCUCUUGGGAUCAGAUCUGUUGCUGGCCCGAUUGCUCACACUGUGAGAGAUUGCGAAUUGUUCUUCAAAGCCAUCGGAGAUCAGGAGCCGUGGGUAUUCGACCCCGAGUGCAUUCCUCAGACUUGGGAGCAACAGAUUGUACGCAGUGCUCUCAGGACACCAUCACUCUCCGACCACAUGAGAAGGUUGAGAGUAGGCAUUGUAAAGACUGACGGCAUCACGACGCCACUUCCACCUAUCCAAGCAGUCAUGGAAGAAAUCUCCAACACGUUGAAGAGAAAUGCUGCUAUCGAAGUCAUAGAACUGGACAUCACCUCUUUGCUCUCACAAUGCCAAACUAUCGCCAACGGGUUGUUUGGAGUCGACGGCGCAAACACUGCAUUCGACCUCAUGGAAGCGACCUCUGAACCGAUUUCACCGUGGCUCAGUAAGCGCCUGCGCCGUAAGGCAAAUCUCACGGCGGAGAAGAUACGAGAUCUUCAAGCACGACGAAACGCACUGCAAACACGCUUCCUGGACAUUUGGAGAUCAGGUGGUGGUUAUUGGAAGGAUGACACAGGAAGCGCCAGGAAGCUGGAUGUCUUCAUCUGUCCGAUCGCGCCUCAUCCUACGCCCGCAGUAGAUUCCUGGAAUACCGUCUCAUAUACUUCAUCGUUCAACUUACUCAACUAUCCAGCGGCAACACUGCCUAUCCGUCCAGUCCGAGUCUCGGAUCUCAAUGGCAAUCUUUCCGAUCAGUCGGCGGCACCGAAUGGUUGGGAGAAGUAUAAUCGCAAGCUCUGGGAUGGUGAUCGUAGUGUUUUCCUCGGCGGCACGUUGUGUGUGCAGGUCAUUUCCCAGUGCAGGCAAGAGAGAGUGUUGUUGCAGGCGAUGACAAAAUUAAAAGACUCGCUUGCGGUACUGAAGGAGGAUAAAGCGGUGAAACCAAGGUUGUAGACAUGACUGGUAGAGAGCGGAUAGCAGCAGCAUGAGUGUUGAAGGAACUUGAAAAGCCUCUGUCCUCGACGGCUGACGGCAGUGGAGGCGGCAUAUUGCAGCUAUUGAACAGCACAUAUAUGCAAGAGUUGCAUAUCAAUCAAUGGUUCCUCAUGCAGAAGCGGCUUCAG
Aureobasidium pullulans EXF-150 is the source of this 1960-nucleotide messenger RNA. RefSeq names its product amidase. The record is from RefSeq and is a predicted model, not a curated record. The coding region runs from base 51 to 1790 and encodes 579 amino acids. The transcript is spliced from 2 exons. Lineage: Eukaryota; Fungi; Ascomycota; Dothideomycetes; Dothideales; Saccotheciaceae.